Molecule: messenger RNA, 850 nt
Organism: Lolium perenne
Lineage: Eukaryota; Viridiplantae; Streptophyta; Magnoliopsida; Poales; Poaceae
Source: RefSeq, a predicted model, not a curated record
UUCUCUUAAACUAGCUCAAAUCCGCCCUCCCUUAGAUACAGCUCCGUGCGCUUUCAAGUAACUUAGGCAUUAUCCGUCGAGCCGAGGAAAUCAAAUCCCCAGCCUACAAAUCUCUGGCCGAUGUCAGCGCCAAUGCUCACAGCUCACAAGUCCACACACAAGCAUUGCACCAAGACACACAUCACGGGGUGUUUACUUCACUACGAUGUCGUCGGCAGACGAUACCCGACGCACGCGUGGCAGGCGCGCGGUGGCGGCGCCCUGUUCGCCGGGCAGGGCACCGCGCUGGUCUUUGCGUCCUACCCGGUGCUCCUGCUGCUCGUCCUGCUCUCAGCGUUCUUCAAGCAUGUCUGGAUUGCCCUCGUGCUCUACUGCUCGGCCAUGUUGGCGCUCUCCUGCGCCGGCCGCGUCUUCGCUGGGCCGGUGGUGGUAGCGCACGACGAGACGGCCGUCGAGCGGGGCGGGCUGUCACAGGCUACCCUAGCGGCGAUCCCUGCGUUCGUUUACGGCGCCUCUGGGGCAGGCAGUGGUCGUGUCGGCGAUGGCGAGGCCGAAUGUGCGGUGUGCAUAGAGACUCUGCGAGCCGGCGAGACAGCGCGGCGGCUGCCGGUGUGCGCGCACACGUUCCACGUGGGGUGCAUCGACAUGUGGCUCGACUCGCACGCGACGUGCCCCGUCUGCCGGUGCCACAUAGAGCCGCACAAGGGCGGCAAGAUGGCGCCGUUGCUGCCAGAGCCGCCCUUGCCGCCGGUGUAGCUGUUGGUGGCUGCAGCACGAGAGCUAUUCAAUAUACAAGAUUGUACAUAUUCAUAUUCAUAUUCAUAUUCAAUCAGUUGUGUCGUCUUUGCUA